Molecule: messenger RNA, 5195 nt
Organism: Oenanthe melanoleuca
Lineage: Eukaryota; Metazoa; Chordata; Aves; Passeriformes; Muscicapidae
Gene: CCDC13
Product: coiled-coil domain containing 13
Exons: 15
Coding region: 216-2090 (624 amino acids)
Biological process (GO): cytoplasmic microtubule organization; non-motile cilium assembly
Cellular component (GO): centriolar satellite
Source: RefSeq, a predicted model, not a curated record
GCGCUGAGGGACGGCGCUGAGGGGAGCCAUCAUGGCGGCGGCGCUGAGGGGAAGCGCGCGCUGCCGUUGCCAUGGGCACCGCGUGGGGCCCGGCGCGGGGAGCGGCACCGAGGCCGCAGCUCCGGCCCCGCCGCUGCCCAGGAGGGAACCGGGACAGCGGGGACACCUCCCGCUGCCACCCUCCCGCUGCCCUCGGGAACGCCGCUCGGUAAACAAUGGAGCCAGAUAUAAAAGUGAAUGAAGAUUUCAAAAGCCAGUUUAAGGCUUAUCAGGAGCAACAGCAAAGGCGGCUGCACAAUUUGAUGGAGAAGAAGAAGGAAAAGCAGAACAGCCAGAAGAACACAGGCAGCACAAAGGAGACUGUAAGAGCCCUGAGUGAUCUAAACCUGUUUAAAAAAGGACCUCCAGUAAAGGAAGAUGCCAGCAAAAGUUUUCUUGAGGCUGAGAAUGAGCAGCUGCAGGAUCAGCUCCGAGAGGUCCGGGAUGAGAACUGCAGGCUCUACAAGCUGGUGUCAGAGAAAGAUUUUGAGAUAAAGCAGCUCCAGAAAAGAGUGCAGGAUGAGAGGUUGGCUCUGUCAGGGGUGUCUGGUUUAGCUGGAGACGUGGCAGCCACCAAAAUAGUUGAGUUGGCCAAAAAGAACCGUGAGAUGACUGCUGAGUUUGAGAGUGAGAGAGCCAGAGUGAAGCAGCUGAAUCACAAAGUCAAGGAGCUGGAGAGAGAACUACAGGCAGCCACAGACCAAAUCCAUUCCCUUGGUGGUGAUGCUGCAGGAAUCAAGGAAUCAACUCUGAAAAUGCUGCAAGGAAACUUGGCUGAAAGCCCAGAGGUGAAAGCACUGCAAGAAAAAUUGAGCACAGCCAACAUGAAAGUGACAGAAUAUCGGAACCAGCUCCAGAAUGUGCGACAGGAACUGAAGCUGACCCAAAAGGUUUUAGCCAAAGAAGUUGGGGAAGAUGUGAAUAUCCAGAGUCUCCUGACCAAUUCUAGCAGCUGGCGAGGACGAGCUCAGCAAAUUCUUCUUCUCCAAAGCAGGGUUCAAGAGCUGGAGCAUAAAUUGAGUCAAAACAAGAUCAGAACUUCACUGCUUGAGACAGAUGAAGGAUUCCUGGAAUUUGCUGAUCCAAGGAAGUUGUCAGUCCAAGAGAAGAACUUGCUGAAGAUUCGCAGCUUGGAAAAAGAAAAGAAGGAAUCUUGGGAGAAACUCACUGAGCAAUACAACACUCUCCAAAAAGACUAUAAUGAAUUGAAAAAAAGGCUUGAUGCUUCAAGAGCCAGGAACCAAAUUCUGUGUAGAGAAGUGAAGAUGCUGAAGGAACAGAUUGGAACCUUGCUGCAGAAAGGGAAGCAUGAUGAUGAGCUCAUUGAUGCCUUGAUGAGCCAGCAGAAGCAAAUGCAGGAGAUCUUAAAGAGCCUGAGCCAGAAGGAGGAUGAGAACAAGGAGUAUCAGGAGAUAGUGGAACACAACUUGAACAAUGAGAUUCAGAAACAGAACACCCUGAUAGGCCAGCUCAGGGAGCUGGUGGUUGAACCAGAAGCAAAGGUUCUGGUGAGGGAGAUUGGGAAACUCCCACUUGGGGAAAAGUCAGGAGCUGCUCAUCCACCACACUCUGAGCACUCAGGAUUACCUGUGGGAUCAGACAGCAGCAAGGCUGGAAGGACAGAAUCUGCCUGGUUGGAUGGCACAGGCAGCUUGAGCUGGGCAAUGCUGGAGAGAGAGCUCACAGAGCAAAAGGCUCAGUGCCAGGCUGCUGAAAUGGAGAGGAACAAGCUCCUGGAGAUGGUGACUGUGCUGCAGCAAAGGAUGAGUGAAAGCAGCAAUGAAUUCUUGGAAGCUGAGAAGAAGCUUGAGGAAGAGCAGCAGCAGAGUGACUUCUUGGAACAGCAGCUUGAAAAGCUGCAGGUGGAUCCAGGGAGCAGCAAAACUGCACAGAAACCUGCCCUGAGGAAAAAAACAGCCCAGCCAAGCCUCCUCUCAGUUGUGAGUGAAAGAGAGGAGCUCCCUGCAGCCCUGCCCCAGCUGCCCCUGGGAUCUCAGGUGGAAGAGCUGAGUAUGAGGCCUGGCAUCCAGCUGGAUGAGAACAAAGGAUGAAGGCUGCUCUGGAGGUGACUGAAGAGGAAGGUUUUAAGCUGUAUCAAGUGAUAGUGGAACAAGUGAAGGAUAGCUUUUCACAGGCACACACAGGGGAAGAGUAAAGCCAGAUACUCCCUGUCCCUUGGGCUGCAGAGCAGGGAGACAGCCCAGGCACCAGUGUCAUUCUGCAGCCUCAGAUCGUGUCAUUUCUGUAGCAUUUGCAGGAGAGGAUGAGAAACAGAGAUGAAAUACAAAAAAUACAAAAAGUCAGCAGCUUCUGUCUGUGAGGGUUGGCUGGUGCAGUUUGUGAAGCUGCAGUUCUGCAGGGGGAUUUUGGGCAAAACCUCCCAGGUUUCAGCGCAGUGUUCCCUGAGAGGGCUUGAUAUUUAAUCUACUGCUGCCUUUAUCAGCUCAGGAAGGAAUUUGCUGUACAAAACUUAGGCCAGCCCCCUUCCUUAGAACAAAACAAGCUCUGUUUUUAUCCCCACAUUGCUACUUGCCUGUCUCAGGCUUUCUGUGGCACUUCAGUGCUGAGGCACAGAGUUAGCCUAGCUGGGACUAUCUGCAGAUCAGCUUUGGGUGGGCUCCUCUCAUAAUUCCAACCUUUUUCUUUGAACAUACUGACAGCAGUUUUCUGAAACUCCAGUGAGUUUCCACUGAAAAGCUGUGCAGAUUACCCCUGCAAUGAGUCCACCUACCUUAAAUUCAGCUCAUUCCAUACAAAACUUGCCAUCCAGGUUAUGAAUUCCCUGUUUCUGGGACUCUGCAUUCAUCCAUCCAUUAGGCAGAUCUUGUUCUCUCUGAAAAGAAAUGCUACAAAAUGCAGGCAGGUUUUCACUGCAGCAGUGCUGGGACUUCUGGAACUGCUGCAAGCCCUGCCAGCCCUGUCCUUCUCUCCUGCAGCACAGUGAGGACACAGAGUGCAAGCUAAUCAGGCAUUGCCAUGCAGCCUGCCAGUGCAGAGCAGCCUUGGGGAUUCCAGGCAAAUGGAGAGCCAGGCCUUUUUGUACACUGCUGCUUUGUUUCUCACUUGAAAGUCUUGAAAGCUUUUCUUUUUCUCCUUUGCUUUGUCAGCCUCUUUUUAUGAGCCUGAAGUUUGUCAGGCUUUAACCCCAGCCAGCACCACCAGUGCAAAGUGGAUUUGUGGGCAUAAAAACCACUGCUCCCUUCCCCAGCAUGGGGAAUUCAUCCUGGCUCCUCUGUGCAGAGUGGAAAAAAGCAGAGCAGGAGUCACUCCAGAUGUGUUGUCCCUGACUUUUUUCCUGUUUAGGUUCAGAAAUGUCUCUCUUCAUGAAAUGUCUCUUUUCAAACAGUUCCUGGAGUCCCUGAUGGAGGAAGUCAGGGAGCUGGGGAUAAGCUCAGCACCUGGGAGUUAGCAGGGAAUUAACCCUCCCUGUGCUCACAAGGCUGCUCCACUCCCCCAGCACUGCCCUAGAGCUCAGCCCAACUCUCAGCAGCCUCUUUCAGAAAAAGCAGGACCAUUCAUUGCAAUAUUUUUCCUGCCAGUAGCAUCAGAGGAAAAAGCAUCUUGCAGCCCUCAAUCAUCUCAGGACAACUUGAGGAAUAAAUCCUGGGCUGAGAGCGAGCCACAGCUUUGGUUUCUGUUCAGCUCCAUCCUGAUGUCUCUGUAGAGGGGAGGGAUCCUCUGUCAGGGAUUUGAAGGACCUGAGGAGUGAGCAGAUCCCUUGGAAAAGCUGCCUGAGCAGGAGCAGGGCUGGGGACUGUGCUGUGCAGUGGCUGCUAAAUUCAGGCUGUAACCCAGAGCUGCAGGUUCUGAUUUCACUUACACAGGAGUGUGAAUCAGUGAUAUUUUCCCAGGAGCAGAGCAGAGGCAUCUGCUGCCUUUCCUUGUGCCCUGUCUCAGGGAAGCUGUGGAGAUUAAACCUCUCUCCAGGAAAAGGGCUCUGAAGCACAGGGAAGAAAAAAACCUGAGAUGUCACAGAACACACAUGGCUCUCCUGAAAACCUCUUCUGCAACACUCAUUUCUUUAACCUUGUGUUUGUUUGGGGCUGCAGAAGCAUUUUCUCCUUUUUUCUGGACCACUGGCUGCCAUAGCAAAGAAAGAAUCCAACCACUAUAAAGCAGUUUAUUUAGACAGCCUGUACCUGUAAGCAGCUGCUUCUCCUGGAAAUGUGCAAUCUGUCUCCUGUCACACAGUGGGGGGGACAGAAUGUCCAGGGCUUCUCAGGAUUUUGAAAUACACUCCCCUGCACUUCCACAGUGACCUGCCUUGAAUUCUCCCUGUGCUGGCUCUUGCUGGUUCCCACUUUUCAAGGGAUGAGACCAAUUUUCUUGCAGCAUUUUGCUAAAUAUGAGAAACCCUGGGAUACCUUGGAGCAGCAGCCCCCUGUACCCCAACCCAUCACUCAGACAACAAAAUCAAUGACAAUAUUUUUCUCUCUGCCUGAAAAAUCCCCAUGCUGGAGAUCCUCAGCCCCAGGAUCUCUCCGGCCCAGUUGUGCUGCUUGAGCUGCAACAUUUCUUUCAGGGAUACAGCUGAUAUGAAAUCACCACAACCCCCUGCUUCCCUUGGAACUUUCAGUGGGUUUUUGGUUUUUUUCCCUCAUGCUCAAACACCAGCCUGUUAAAAUUCCCAUGUUUCAAUUCGAAUUUGAAUUUCUCUGGCUCCAGUUUGCAGCCAGCCAUUGUUUUGCCUCUCUCAGAUAAAAGCAUUGUGAGUCUCCAGCAUUUCCUCACUGGGACAACCCUCAUCCAGUGAGAAGUCAUGUCCCAGGCAGCUUUUUGAUAAGCUCUGAGUUUUUUGAGUCUCUCACUGCAGCUGGUGGUGGUGACAGGCUAAAGGUGACAAUGCUGGCACGGGCUGGUGGGUACAGUUAAGGUUAAUUUUGCUGCCAGUAUUUAGUUAUGGGCAAUCCUUGUUAGGAUUUGGCCAGUUCUUACCUCCAAAUAUGAGUUUUCCAAACACUUGGGCUGAGCCAAAAUUUGUUUUCUACCCUGGAGCUGGGCAGAGCUGUUCCAUGGAGCAGCCAUAAAGUGCCUGAUGGAUGCAUCCCUUUUUUAAGUACAGCUGAACUGCUGAGAAUAAAUGAUCUUUGAUGAAUUCUCCUUCUUUCCUUUGGGCCUGUAGUCAGGAUUUUACCUGCAAAGAGCUUUCCAAAGUG